CUAUUGUUUUCUUUUUCUUUUCCAUGUUCUUUGAUUCGAGUGAUUGUGUUUUGCAUGAUCCGUGAUAAUAUUCUCUUGUAUAUUUGUUUCUUGAAUAUUGGGCUGUUUUUGCAUGUCUGUUUUGUGAUGUACUUGUCGUCUUAUUUGAUUAUGUGUUUAGAGGAGCUUAAGGUUUGUUUGAUUCUGCAACCUUAGUGUUGUUUUCUGAGGUGAAAGAUCCCCGUUUUUUUCUUGCUGAUGCGGUCUUUGUUCUUGUUUUGUAAUGAAAAAUUCUUGAUUAUGUUGUCCUCAUGUUAUUUGCUUUGGUUAAUUAAUUAAAAUGUCUAGUUUUGUUGCUGACUUGUGGUUGAUUAUUUUCUGAAGAUCUUUUCUUAUAAUGGAGACGAGAUUAACUAUAAGAAAUCAUCGUUGUCUAAAGUCCCUUUCAUAUCAUAAUCCCUUCAAUUAAAAAGGGUCUCUUUCAUUUUACAAAAUCCUGUGUGUUUUUGUACUUGUUUAAACUACACACUUGUCAUUAACAACAAUUUUUUCUUCUUCUGUAAAUAGCGUUGAUAAUUGAGUUGCAUGUUCAUGUAACUCGUAAUUUGUUUUAGCUUGUUGAUCGCACUGUAUAAUCUAAUUAAAUUGCGUCGUUUUGUCUUUUGAUGUCAACUAAUUUAUUUAUUUUUUGAUCAAUUGAUGUCAACUAAUUAAAUAGGUGAAAGAUGGGUGUGCACUCGGUUACUUCACUCGUUGUGUCCUUCUUGUUAUUUUUCUCCGCUUCUUCUGAGAGCAAUGACGGAACAUUAAGAGUUGGCCUGAAAAAACUGAAGUUGGAUCCUAACAAUCGACUUGCCACACGCUUCGGUUCCAAGCAAGAAAAAGCCUUUCGUUCUUCCUUAAAAGAGUUCCGUUCAAACGACAAGAAUGCUGGAGAUGCUGACAUCGUCGCGUUGAAGAAUUACUUGGAUGCUCAGUACUAUGGUGAGAUUGCUAUCGGUACUCCACCACAGAAGUUCACAGUGAUUUUCGACACGGGGAGCUCUAACCUUUGGGUACCAUCAGGGAAAUGUUAUUUCUCGCUGUCUUGUUUCUUUCAUUCCAAGUACAAGUCCUCGCGGUCAAGCACUUACAAGGAGAGUGGAAAACGUGCAGCAAUCCAUUACGGCUCUGGAUCCAUCGCUGGUUUCUUCAGUUAUGAUGCUGUCACGGUUGGUGACUUAGUUGUCAAAACUCAGGAGUUUAUUGAGGCAACCAGUGAGCCUGGUUUAACUUUCUUGGUGGCUAAGUUUGAUGGUCUUCUUGGUCUUGGAUUCCAAGAGAUAUCUGUUGGAAACGCCACUCCUGUUUGGUACAAUAUGCUCAAGCAAGGUCUUAUCAAGAAACCAGUGUUUUCAUUUUGGCUUAACCGUGACACAAAGAGUGAAGAAGGCGGUGAACUUGUAUUUGGCGGUGUUGAUCCAAAGCACUUUAAGGGAGAACACACAUAUGUUCCUGUUACACGAAGGGGUUACUGGCAGUUUGAUAUGGGUGAGGUUCUCAUUGCCGGCAAAUCUACUGGAUACUGUGAAAAUGGUUGUUCUGCAAUAGCAGAUUCUGGAACAUCGUUACUUGCAGGGCCAACAGCUGUGAUUGCCAUGAUAAAUAAAGCUAUAGGAGCAUCUGGAGUUGUUAGCCAGCAAUGCAAAACUGUUGUUGAUCAGUAUGGACAAUCCAUUUUGGAUUUACUUUUGGCUAAGGCUCAACCAAAGCAUAUCUGCUCACAGAUUGGUCUUUGCACAUUCGAUGGCACCCAUGGGGUCAGUAUGGGGAUUGAGUCAGUGGUGGACAAGGAAAGCACAAAAUCAUCUAGUGGUCUCCGAGAUGCUGGUUGUGCUCCAUGUGAAAUGGCAGUUGUGUGGAUACAGAGCCAGUUAAUGCAGAACAUGACUCAAAAGCGUAUAGUGAACUACAUUAAUGAUAUAUGCGAACGCAUGCCGAGUCCUAAUGGAGAGUCUGCAGUUGACUGCUCACAACUCUGUAAAAUGCCUACUGUUUCAUUCACCAUUGGAGGCAAAGUCUUUGAUCUUGCUCCAGAAGAGUACGUACUGAAGAUUGGAGAAGGACCAGUGGCACAAUGCAUCAGUGGAUUUACCGCGCUUGACUUGCCUCCACCUCGUGGACCUCUCUGGAUACUGGGAGAUGUGUUUAUGGGGAGAUACCACACUGUCUUUCACUUUGGCAACGAGCAGGUUGGCUUCGCAGAAGCUGCGUAAACAAAUAACAAACUCGGUUCGGUUUCUUUUGUUAUGUGUUUGUGUGAAAGCUUUUGUUGUGUGUUGUGAUGUGAAACCUCUAUGCACUUGCCGACUUGUGUUAAACUAUCUCCCUUCUCAUCUGACUUGUGUUAAACUCUGUUUCUGUAAAUAUUUUGUUGUGUGUUGUGAUGUGAAACCUAUUUGCACUUGUUGACUUGAGUUAAACUCUCUCCCUUCUCA
Brassica napus (rape) is the source of this 2456-nucleotide messenger RNA. RefSeq names its product aspartic proteinase A2-like. The record is from RefSeq and is a predicted model, not a curated record. Lineage: Eukaryota; Viridiplantae; Streptophyta; Magnoliopsida; Brassicales; Brassicaceae. Bases 705 to 2234 code for a protein of 509 amino acids. Gene Ontology annotation, biological process: proteolysis; lipid metabolic process. The transcript has 13 exons. Gene Ontology annotation, molecular function: aspartic-type endopeptidase activity.